Messenger RNA from Fusarium sp. VM40, 1875 nucleotides. The record is from the annotation of a GenBank genome assembly. Lineage: Eukaryota; Fungi; Ascomycota; Sordariomycetes; Hypocreales; Nectriaceae.
AUGGAGCUUCAAAAUCUUCAGCCUUUCCCGUAUGAGCCUCUUGAGUUGGGCGAAAUACGAUUACUCCACGUGCAGUGCGGCUCCGACCUAAUCUCAAUCAAACUCAGCAACGUCAACUUGAGCACAAAGCCAGUCUUCUGGGCUUUGUCCUAUGUUUGGGGAUCAUGGGAGAACCCUGCAACAAUCUUGAUCAACGACACGACAUUUAAAGUUACGAGGAAUCUUUAUAACGCACUUGACGAGUAUCGGCGCCAAUUCGCGGAUAACAGUAAUACGGCUGGUGCCUUAUGGGUCGAUGCUAUCUGUAUUAAUCAGAACGAUCAACAUGAGAAAUCCAUUCAAGUGCCCCGCAUGUCUGACAUUUACGGUAAAUGCGAACGCGUGCUGGCUUGGCUCGGUCCAGUCGAGGCAGAGGAUAGCGACGAUGUCCGCCGAUUGGCAGAAAAGUUGAAACAGUUUGAGUCACCGACAGGUUCCAGUACUGGAUCCUUAACGGAGGACGAUCGUAUUAAUUCCUUCAGGCUAUCAGCGCAUUCUGAUAAACACGCAGCGGUUGAAGUAGAAAGCGUUCGACGAGCAUUGAGGUCUAUCGGUCACCGCCCUUGGUUCAGACGUAUCUGGAUUCUUCAAGAAGCCGUUCUUGCUAAACAGCAGCCGCUUCUCCUUUGUGGACGGCAUGAUCUUGGGUAUGAAAUCUUCUUCAAGACAUGGGUUUUCAUGCUUGAUCCAUCCCACGACGGGCAACUCCUACAUACUUUCAUGGCGGAGAAUCCAGUCAGGUUCAAAGCUAUAGAGCUGGCUUAUAAGAAGAUACUUGACGAGCGACUGAAAAUUGGGCAAGGAGACGCUGAAACCAAUUUCAAUCAACAAAGGCAGUGUGCGGUGGAACUCUUGCAGCUGUUGAAUGAGGCGACUGAAUUGGAGGCCACUGUUGCCCACGACCGUCUAUAUGCCUUGCUUGGCCUUCUUUCCUGCGAUCCAUUACCUAAAGCACUACAGCCGGACUACGCAAAGCCCUUUGAAACAUUGUGUCACGAGUUGGUGAUGUUCAUCCUAGCACAGACGCAAGAUAUCCGUGUGUUGAACCUGGGUACUUUGGGAAAUCUUGCUGGAGUGCCAUCCUGGACUCCGGAUCUGCGGAAUAGCUGGAUGGCGAUGGUUAACCUUACUUCAUGCCCAGGAAAAUGUUUUAAUGUCUCUGAAGAUGGCAAAACUCUGACGAUGCCUGCAAUUGUCCUCGGACGGUGUGUGUCCGUUUAUGGCCCAGCUCAGCCUGAUCCCACAACCGGGGUAGUACCACCUUCAGAUUUCAUGGCUUUGGAUGAGGAAAUCAUCCGGGUCGCAUCAGCGAUCAGAAAGGUCACUCGGAUGGAGGUCAUGUCUGAGUGGCUGAAGUUCCACCUUGCAAAUAUCUUCACGGAAGAGCGACUAGUCCAAGACCCCUGGAUCGUGCAAAGGGUCAUGAUGGUAUAUGUGUGUAUGGUACAUAACCAACCACUUGAAUCACUAGGUUCACGAUUCGGAACUAAGGAGCAGCUAGAAGGUGCUGAUGGAAUGGUGAGGAGCCCAACUCUGCAGAAGAGCAUGGUAGGACAUAGUAUCUUUGUUCUCCAAGACGGGACUGCAGGACAGUUACUAGGAGAGACAGUAGCACUUGCGGGAGAUGCGAUGUGUGUUUUUCCAGGAAUUUCCAUCCCGAUUCUGGUGAGGCCUGAUGAGACUGGGAAGUGUAGGAUCAUUGGUCAAGUGUCGUUAUGGAAGCAUAUAGGCGCAGGUAUGCCUGCAGAAUUGCUUGAGAGUUACCGGCUUUCAUUCGUUGGUGCACAUCACAAGCGAGAGACUAAGCAUGAAGUCAGGAUGGUUAGUCUCAAUUAG